AUGACGUGGCUUUUGGGUACUUUUAUAAAAGGAUUUAAGAGAGAUUUAGAAGUUGAAGAUUUAUAUGAAGCAUUAAAAGAACAUCGCUCCGAUUAUUUAGGAGAUAAAUUUGAAAAAACAUGGGAAAAAGAAGUAUUAAAAGCAAAAAAAAAACAUCGUACACCAAGUUUUCUUUGCGUUAUAGUUAAAGUUUUUUUCUUGAAAAAUUUAUUGUAUUCUGCAAUUCUGGCUGUGUCAGAAGUUGGGAUUCGUUUGAUUCAACCGUUUUUUAUUGGUUUGUUAGUUCAGUUCUUCAGUAUUUCUAAUCAAUAUCUUCCACUACCUGGCGAAAACGACCCAACAUAUAUGGGACGCUACAUAGAAAUUCUUACAAAACCGAGAUCUCAAAUUCAAAAAGCUGAAGCAUUAUUUUAUGCUAGCGGCAUUGUGUUCAUAUCAUUGGUUAACGUCUUUGUUUCGCAUCCUUACAUGCAGGCCAUUCUUCAUCAAAGUAUGAAAAUCAGGGUUGCUUGCUGCUCUUUAGUAUACCGUAAGGCUUUAAAAUUGAGUAGAACCGCACUUGGGGAAACUACAGUCGGACAAGUUGUCAAUUUGCUUAGUAACGACGUAAAUCGUUUCGAUGUCGCAUUAAUAUUUCUUCAUUAUUUAUGGAUCGGCCCUGUUGAAACGGUUAUCGUUACUUAUUUCAUGUAUGAAGUUUUCGGAUGGCCAACAUUUUUGGGUGUUGCAUUUUUAUUAAUGCACAUACCCGUUCAAGGUUUUUUGGGUAAGAAAAUGUCUACGUACAGACUUCGAACUGCUUUGAGGACGGACGAAAGGGUUCGUUUAAUGAACGAAAUUAUAUGUGGAAUACAGGUUAUUAAAAUGUACACUUGGGAAAUGCCAUUUGCUAAAAUGGUUGCUAAAACUAGAGAAAAAGAAGUAAAUGAAAUAAAGGGCGCAGCUUAUGGUAGAGGAAUUUUACUUUCUUUUAUAAUAUUUUCAACAAGAUUUUCGCUUUUUCUUACCGUCGUUAUGUAUGCAUUAAGUGGUGAUAAUGUGAUAUCAGCAGAAAAAGUUUUUGUUUUGGCUUCGUUUUACAAUAUUUUAAGGCAGACCAUGACUGUUUUUCUUCCAGUUGGAAUAGCUCAGUUAGCUGAGGCAUUUAUAUCUGUUAAACGUAUACAGAACUUUAUGAUGUACGACGAAAAUGUUCAGACAAUCCGAUUUACCAAAGAAGACAAUUUAAUUAACGGUUUAAGCACAAAAACGUUGCCGACUGAAAUAAAAUUUGAAAAUUUCACUUGUAAAUGGUCAAGCGAGCAAAAUGAGCCAACUUUAAACAACAUUAAUUUUACGGUCCCUCCGAAAAAAUUAUUAGCCGUCAUAGGACCGAUCGGAUCCGGAAAGUCAUCCUUUUUACAAGCAAUCUUAAAAGAAUUACCGCCCUUGUCGGGAAAUUUAACCGUCAAUGGUGUGGUAUCAUACGCUUCUCAAGAGCCAUGGUUAUUUGUUGGAUCCGUUAGACAAAAUAUACUUUUUGGAGCCGAAUACAACAGGCAUAGAUAUCAAAAAGUUAUUCAAGUUUGUGCCUUGAAAAGAGAUUUUGAAAUUUUACCGUAUGGAGACAAGACGUUUAUUGGAGAAAGAGGAGUUUCUUUGUCUGGUGGACAAAGAGCUCGAAUUAAUCUUGCCAGAGCCGUUUAUAGAGAAGCGGAUAUUUAUUUGCUAGACGAUCCUUUAUCCGCGGUGGACGCUCACGUUGGAAAACAUUUAAUGGAAGAUUGUAUAGUGGGAUUUUUAAAAAAUAAAACCGUCAUUUUAGCCACACAUCAAUUACAGUAUUUAAAUAUGGUUGACAAUAUUAUUAUCUUUGAUAAUGGUAAAAUAGCCGCAGAAGGAACUUAUCAGGAAUUACAAAAAUCUGGAGUAGAUUUUGCAGAAAUGUUACACCAAACGGAAAAAAAAGAAGAAAAAAUGCCCAUUCAAGAAUCCAUUUCAUCUAUUUCUACAAGAAAAAGUUCGAUUUCGAGUACUGUAACCGUCGCUUCGGAUGAUGGAAAAGAAGAUCCUUCAAAUAUGGCCGAACAAAAAAGUCAGGGCGCCAUUGGUUUUAAAAUAUACUUUAGUUACUUUGCAGCUUGUCGAAAUUGGGCUCUUGUUUUUCUAAUGGCAUUUUUAUUUAUUGUGACUCAAAUGUUUGCUAGUUUAAGCGAUUAUUGGUGCAGCAAAUGGCAAGUUACAUUUCAUGAGGCUCACGAUGAGGAAAUUAACCGGAAUAAAACGAUUGAGGAAAUCGAGCGGUCCAGAUAUGAAAAUAUUUACAUAUUUUCCGGUACAAACGUAUUUACAAUCGUAGUAUCCAUAAUACGUUCCUACAUGUUUUUUUACGUUUGUAUGUUGGCAUCGAAAAAUUUACACAACGACAUGUUUUCUAAUAUAAUUUGUGCUCCGAUGCGAUUUUUUUACACAAAUCCAUCUGGUAGAAUUCUUAAUAGGUUUUCAAAAGAUAUGGGAUCCGUGGAUGAAAUGUUACCCAGCACAAUGAUCGAUUGUUUCCAGAUUUUCUUAUCUUUAUUUGGAAUAGUAAUUGUUGUUGCGACCGUGUCUCCGAUGCUUUUAAUACCCACAUGUAUUAUUGGAGUUUUAUUUUAUUUUAUUAGAAUAUUUUACAUAAAAACUUCAAGAUCUGUCAAACGAUUGGAGGGAGUUACUAGAAGUCCGGUUUUUUCACAUCUAACCGCCAGCCUUCAGGGAUUGUCCACAAUAAGAGCAUUUAGAGCUCAAGAAAUUUUGAUUAAAGAAUUUGAUUCUCAUCAAGAUCUUCAUUCAACAGCAUGGUAUAUUUUUAUAUCCUCAUCGAGAGCUUUUGGUUUUUGGUUGGAUGUUUUAUGUGUUGUUUACAUAGCGUUAGUCACGUUCAGUUUUUUAAUUUGGGAAAUUUGUAAGNNNNUUAGCGUCGGUCAACGGCAAUUACUUUGUCUUGCACGUGCUAUUAUUAGAAAUAAUAAAAUUCUUAUUAUGGACGAAGCAACGGCAAAUGUUGAUCCUCAAACCGAUAAGCUCAUUCAAAGGACUAUAAGAAAUAAAUUCAAGGAAUGUACGGUAUUGACUAUAGCUCAUAGGUUAAAUACGGUUAUGGAUUCGGAUCGAAUUCUUGUCGUGGAUGCUGGAAACAUUGUCGAAUUCGAUCAUCCACACAUUCUUUUAAACAAACCCGAAGGUUAUCUUAGAGGAAUGGUUUUACAAACGGGACCGGAAACCACUCAAAUGCUUAGUAAAAUAGCUAAAAAAAGUUACAAAAUUAAAUUAAAGAGAGAAAAAGCUUUAAAAAUAUUGGAAGAAACAGAAAACUAUGAUGCUGUUUCAUCAGAUUCAUUGUCAGAUUUUGAACCUUCUUCUCCUCCUCCUCCUCCUCCUUCUUCUUCUUCCCCUGAAAAAGAAAAAGAUAAUAAUGUUUAA
Messenger RNA from Pediculus humanus corporis (human body louse), 3441 nucleotides. RefSeq lists its product as uncharacterized. The record is from RefSeq and is a predicted model, not a curated record. Gene Ontology annotation, biological process: transmembrane transport. NCBI's taxonomy places the organism in Eukaryota, Metazoa, Arthropoda, Insecta, Psocodea, Pediculidae. Gene Ontology annotation, cellular component: membrane. The transcript has 19 exons. Bases 1 to 3441 code for a protein of 1146 amino acids. Gene Ontology annotation, molecular function: ATP binding; ABC-type transporter activity; ATP hydrolysis activity.